GACGGACCGCACUGUACACACGCCCGUCAAGUCGUCCUCUGUGAGUGUUGUUGCUAUUUAGCGUCUUUAGCGGGUUGAUAAUUUGUGUCCAGCGGGUUAACCAACAGUCUGAAUUAUAAUAUAACCGCUAACUGACGGUUGGACGAUGACAUCCAGAGGGACACCGAGCCGCUUCCUUCAGAGUGUUCUGCAGAACGGUGUCGGUCGGUAUGUCUGCCAGCUGAAACGGAUCUCCAUCAUCUUCUCCAGAAAUGCACAGAGCUCGUUGGGAGUCAGGGAGUUUAUUGAAGAGGGAGUGGUGGAUUAUGCCAAGAAGAACCCUGCAACUGUCGUGUAUGUGUCUCCUCAGGCAUGCAGGAUACCCAAAAUAGUUGCAGAAUACUUAAACGGCAACGUGAGGGAAGAAAUUGUCACAAGCAAAACAUCUCCGCAGAUUUCAGAGCUCUUGACCAAGCUGACCAAUCAGUCUGGCCUGGACAUCAUCCGCAUCCGCAAGCCCUUCCACACAGACAACCCCAGUAUCCAGGGCCAGUGGCACCCGUUCACCAACCGGCCCCCAUCUAUCGGCCCCAUCAGACCACACAAACAGGACUCUGAAUAAGGACUAACUAGAGUUUAACGUCAGACCAUUUGUGCUUAAUUUCUGAUUACCCUUGCAAGAUAAUUAUGUCCAUUUUAGAAGUGUCUGCAAUCUCAAUUAAAUCACAGGUCAGGUUGUUCUCUUUUCCAGUGUGUGCAAUUCUGCAGAAGACCCCGCUAUCGACUGAAUAUUUUUUACCAUGCCCUUCUGUCUUGUGGUGGCAGCAAAGCCUCAUCAGCGGUGCAGGAAAGUGCACACAGCAACAGCUCUGAAUGCCACAUUUGAAUAGAUUUUACAUGAAUCCCCCAGAGACCUGUCAGCUGGCAUAUUAAAAAGCAGAUAACAGUUUUUAUUUUCAAGGUUAUUUGAAGAUUUGUUUAAUAAAGUGCAGCACUAUGAGAGCAGAUGUGUGAAAUAAAGAAAAGUAUUUUUUGUGCAAA
This is a messenger RNA of Micropterus salmoides (largemouth bass), 1020 nucleotides long. RefSeq names its product mitochondrial ribosomal protein L43 (gene mrpl43). Gene Ontology annotation, cellular component: mitochondrial large ribosomal subunit. The record is from RefSeq and is a predicted model, not a curated record. Bases 146 to 601 code for a protein of 151 amino acids. The transcript has 3 exons. Gene Ontology annotation, biological process: mitochondrial translation. Gene Ontology annotation, molecular function: structural constituent of ribosome. NCBI's taxonomy places the organism in Eukaryota, Metazoa, Chordata, Actinopteri, Centrarchiformes, Centrarchidae.